UAAAUAAUUAGAUAGAAUGCCAGGCUGGCACCAUUUUCAGACAUGGGAAGUAAAAAAAAUUAAAAAAAUAAAAAAAAAACGAGGCGAAACGACCCAAUUUUCAAAUUCCCCAAAUGUCUCCACGUCAGCGAACAUACACAUUCUAGAACAAUAUCCAUUCUACCAGAGAGCCCGAGCGACCCCUCUGCUUUCUCUCUCCAGAAACUUCUCUAAUCUUCCGUAACCACCCUAUAAAUAACUAACCCCACCGUCACUCAUCAGUCAUCGAGAAAAAAUCACAGCUCAAAACCGAUCAAAAAAGGAAAAAAAAGUUGCUGCAGAAUUUGAAGAGAGAAAGAAGGAAAUGGAUUUCAGGCUAAUGGGACUCGACGCCCCCCUCCUCCACACCAUCCAGCACAUGCUCGACGGCGACGACGUCGGCGGCGACGCGGCGAAGUCGGGCGGCGGCCCCACCAGGACCUACGUCCGCGACGCCAGGGCCAUGGCGGCGACGCCGGCGGACGUGAAGGAGUACCCGACCUCGUACGUGUUCGUGAUCGACAUGCCGGGGCUCAAGUCCGGCGACAUCAGGGUGCAGGUGGAGGAGGACAACGUGCUGAACAUCAGCGGCGAGCGGAAGAGGGAGGAGGAGGAAGGGGCCAAGUACGUGAGGAUGGAGCGGAGGAUCGGCAAGUUCAUGCGGAAGUUCGUGUUGCCGGAGAAUGCCAACACGGAUAAGAUCACGGCGGUGUGCCAGGACGGCGUGCUCACCGUGACGGUGGAGAAGCUGCCGCCGCCGGAGCCGAAGAAGCCCAAGACCAUUGAGGUUAAGAUUGCGUGAGGGGAUGAAUGGUGGUGGUGCCUAAAGGAAAGAAUGGGAGCUGGUGUCAAAUAAAUGGUGUUUUCUGCUGUUUUUGUCGAUCAAUUCCAUCAAAUCUUCUAGUUGAUUGAAAUUUGGUCGGUUUAGUUUGAAUUUCACCUUGUUGCUGCAGUGGUUUUUUUUUUUUUUUUUCUAGUUUCUUUUUUGGUGAUUGAUGGAUGAUCUAUGUACUAGAUAAUCCCUAUCUUCUUAAUAUGAAAUAUGAAUUCGUGAUCCUACGUUACAA
Molecule: messenger RNA, 1085 nt
Organism: Salvia miltiorrhiza (redroot sage)
Lineage: Eukaryota; Viridiplantae; Streptophyta; Magnoliopsida; Lamiales; Lamiaceae
Product: 17.3 kDa class II heat shock protein-like
Exons: 1
Coding region: 344-820 (158 amino acids)
Biological process (GO): response to salt stress; protein folding; response to hydrogen peroxide
Source: RefSeq, a predicted model, not a curated record